This is a messenger RNA of Homalodisca vitripennis (glassy-winged sharpshooter), 2299 nucleotides long. RefSeq names its product small glutamine-rich tetratricopeptide repeat-containing protein alpha-like. Lineage: Eukaryota; Metazoa; Arthropoda; Insecta; Hemiptera; Cicadellidae. The transcript is spliced from 7 exons. Gene Ontology annotation, cellular component: membrane; TRC complex. Bases 167 to 1171 code for a protein of 334 amino acids. Gene Ontology annotation, biological process: post-translational protein targeting to endoplasmic reticulum membrane. The record is from RefSeq and is a predicted model, not a curated record. Gene Ontology annotation, molecular function: molecular adaptor activity; protein binding.
CAUACCGAUGACCGUUGACUUGCUUCGCUAUCGCUUAAUCUGAUUCUGAAUAGCAUUGGGUGGUGUAGUGUACUCUGUAGUUCGAGUUUUGACUUGUAAUAAUUAUCGUGCAUGCAGCGCUAGGAUAUCAAGAAUAAAAAAGAAGACUUCACUUACAAGAGUCCAGAUGUCGGAUACAGACCGGAAGCUUGUCUAUGCCAUUAUUCAAUUUUUAAAAGCGCAGUUGCGCGAUGGUGGUCUCAACGGUGAAAGUGCUGAGGGCUUGGAAGUUGGCAUACAAUGCCUAGAAGCUGCAUAUAACAUCGGCACUUCGGAGCCCUCUCUUGAUGUUAGUUGCGUCCUCCUUGACGUCUUCAAAAAGUAUCUAGCAGAGCAUCAAGAAGCUCUAAAGGAAGCUUCUGCUGAAGAGAAAGCCGCAGCAGAAGCUCUCAAAUCUGAGGGCAAUGCCCAUAUGAGUGCGCAGAAAUUCCAAGAAGCUGCUGCCUGUUACACAAAGGCAAUCAAGCUAGACCCGAAAAAUGCAGUUUACUACUGUAACAGGGCGGCUGCGUCCAACAAGCUGGCCCAAUAUGAAAGUGCAAUUCAAGAUUGCAAAACUGCUUUAAAGUAUGAUCCGUCUUAUAGCAAGGCAUAUGGCAGGCUUGGCCUGGCGUAUGCCAGCUUAAACCAACAUCAGGAGGCUAUUGGCUACUACAAGAAGGCAGUAGACUUGGAACCCGGAAACGAGAGUUACAAAGCCAAUUUAAAGCUCGCUGAAGACACUCUCACCAACAGCACUGCAGCGCCUCCUACCAUAACCGGACCAAUUCCAUUCCAUAAUGUAGAUUUAGCUACGAUAUUUACGAAUCCAAAUCUGCUCAAUAUGGCAUCGCAAAUGCUGGCCAACCCGUCGAUGCAAACAAUGAUGAGCAAUAUUCUAUCGGGAAAUUUGAAUCAGGAGGGACCUGUUGGCAUCGAUGUGCUCUUGCAAGCGUCUCAGCAACUUGCUCAACAAAUGGAGAACGAGAACCCAGCAUUAGUGGAGGAAUUGCGUCGACACAUGGGUGGAGGAGAUCAAUCCGGCUCUGAAGAUGGACCUCCUGGACCCCCUGGACCUCCUGGACCUCCCGGACCCCCUGGACCGCCUGGACCCCCAAACCCCCCCAAAGACGAGUCAAAUACUGGUUCUUAAGUCACCCGACUCUACCUCACCACAUCGUACAUUUCAUCAAUUUUUAGAUUUAUUCUUGUUUUUACAGUUAUAUGGCAAGAGAAAUUAUUAAUAAAUAAAUGGCUGCAUUUCCUUUGAAAUCACCAAUGAAUAUAUAUGCCUUAUAUUAAAAAAAUAAAGUUUUCCAAAGAGUUGGAGAAAAUUCUAUUAAAGUGGAAAACAUAUUGGUAAAUUUCUCUUGUUGGGUUUUUUUACUUUCUAGCUUAAUUAUUUUAAUCGUUCUUAUACCUAAGUUACAGUUUGAUAAAAAAAAAAGAAAUUAAGAUGAAAUGUAGUUGUGAGGUUUUACAUUUGUUAUCUCAAUGACUUUGUGCAUUUUACUAUUUUUGUUCGCACAAUUGUCAACUGGUGAACAUAGCUUUUCAUUGUUUUGUUUAUAUUGUUGUUAGUUUAUUUUUGAGUUACGACUAAGUCAGGCAAAUAGAGCAUAUUUUUGUUAGUUGUAAUAAACUUAAAAUAAUAUGCCAUUCUUUGUUAGUCUUUCCAUUUGCUAAUGUAUCAUAUUUUCUACAAUAAUAUUUGUACACAUAAUAUAAACAGUCUUGAUAAAAAAAAUGAAAAUUAUGUCAGUAUAAAUUAAUUGUGUUCUUAAUAACUUAACAGUACUUUUUGUUAGUUGACAUAAUGAUUAUUUUCUAUUUUAAUGUUCUUUGUUACAUAAAUACUGGUACUUUCGAAUAAAAAAUGUCCUAUUUGUUAUGUCAAUAUUUUAUUAACUGAAAUUACACUUGUUUGUCAUAUCUCAAAAGUGUAUAAUUGUUUAAUGGUUCAUUGUAAUUUAUUUUAAUGACAUAUGAAACUGAAAGACUCUGUGAAACACUAAUAAGAGCAAAUAUCUAGACUGCCCAAACGUUGGACAUUGGUGGUGCUACUUAAUAUAUUUAGUUAUAAUGUAUGAACUUUUAAUUGAUGAAAUGAUUCCAUGUAUGGUUUCAUAUAGCAAGACUGCAUAAAAUACCUAUUGAAUGAACCCUACAGUUAUGACUAAUUAAUGGCAUUUUGUUUAUAUUUAUUCCUAACAGACAAAUAUGUAAAAUUAUUUUAAAAUGUAUAUAAAAAUGUUCUUAAAAAAAUAAAGUAUUAAACUUU